This is a messenger RNA of Drosophila willistoni, 2830 nucleotides long. It is a transcript of the gene Stt3A, whose product is annotated as dolichyl-diphosphooligosaccharide--protein glycosyltransferase subunit STT3A. Gene Ontology annotation, biological process: post-translational protein modification. The transcript is spliced from 6 exons. Gene Ontology annotation, cellular component: membrane. The coding region runs from base 265 to 2394 and encodes 709 amino acids. Gene Ontology annotation, molecular function: dolichyl-diphosphooligosaccharide-protein glycotransferase activity. The record is from RefSeq and is a predicted model, not a curated record. NCBI's taxonomy places the organism in Eukaryota, Metazoa, Arthropoda, Insecta, Diptera, Drosophilidae.
UCGAUAUAUAUCCUAUCAAAUUCGCCUGCCACGAAUUAAGUUUUUUUCUUCCGCCUACGAUUUAUGCAUAUUUGCACUAAAUAAUAAUUGGCAAAGUUCUAAUACCGCUUAUAGGAGCGGUUAGGUUAUGUUUUUAACCAUCAGUUUGUGCGGGUUUUGGUUAAACAUUUGGUAGCAGGCGUGUAUCAAUCGGAGCCGGCGUAAGAGAAAAAAAAGCAACAAAAACAACAACAACAACAACCCCGACGCAGACCAACCGGCAUCAUGAUCUUGGCUAUGGCCAGGGACCUUUUAACCUGGGAGAAGCAAGAACAUCUGGUUAAACUUAUCAUAUUAAUAACAGCUGCAGUUCUAUCGUUUGCCACGCGCUUAUUUUCGGUGCUGCGUUUCGAGAGCGUGAUACAUGAAUUUGAUCCGUAUUUUAAUUACCGCACCACGCGGUUUUUGGCCGAGCAGGGCUUCUACAAAUUCCACAAUUGGUUCGACGAUCGCGCCUGGUAUCCGUUGGGCAGGAUCAUCGGUGGGACCAUUUAUCCCGGUCUUAUGGUUACAUCCGCCGCAUUGUAUCGGAUAAUGUGGCUAUUGAACAUAACCAUAGAUAUACGCAAUGUGUGUGUAUUCCUGGCGCCAUUUUUCUCAUCACUGACCACACUGGUCACCUAUGCCCUUACCAAGGAGAUUCAUAGCACAGGAGCUGGCCUGGUGGCGGCUGCCUUAAUUUCGAUUGUGCCUGGCUAUAUCUCGCGAUCUGUGGCUGGUUCCUAUGAUAAUGAGGGAAUUGCCAUCUUUUGCAUGCUCUUCACUUACUAUCUGUGGAUCAAGGCUGUCAAGACUGGUACCAUUUUUUGGUCAAGCCUUUCCGCUCUGGCCUAUUUCUAUAUGGUCUCUUCGUGGGGUGGCUAUGUUUUUCUUAUCAAUUUGAUACCUUUGCACGUGCUUGCAUUGAUGAUGACAGGACGAUUCUCGCAUCGCAUCUAUGUAGCAUAUAGCACCCUGUAUUGUGUUGGCACAAUCCUAUCCAUGCAGAUUUCAUUUGUUGGCUUCCAGCCCAUCCAGAGCUCAGAACAUAUGCUGGCAUUGGGUGUUUUUGGUCUCUGUCAGAUACAUGCUUUUGUCGAUUAUUUGCGCUCACGUAUGCCGAAAGAUCAUUUUGAAUUGCUCUUUAAGACGCUCGUGUCAAGUGUAUUGACUAUUGUGCUGGUUGUUGGUACCUUGUUGACUAUCACCGGCAAGGUAUCACCCUGGACUGGACGUUUCUAUUCACUGCUGGAUCCAUCAUAUGCCAAAAAUCAUAUACCAAUUAUUGCAUCUGUAUCAGAACAUCAGCCUACAUCAUGGUCAUCUUUCUAUUUUGAUCUGCAGAUUCUAGUCUUUCUGUUUCCUGCCGGCCUUUACUUUUGCUUUGCACGCCUCACCGACUCGAAUAUAUUUAUCAUCUUGUAUGGUGUGACAAGCAUUUACUUUGCUGGCGUUAUGGUUCGUCUGAUGCUUGUCCUUGCGCCAGUGAUGUGUGUACUCUCGGGCAUAGCAAUUUCCCAUCUCUUGGCCAAAUAUAUCAAAAGUGUCGAUGCUGGAGGAGCAGCCAAGGCAACAGAAAGCAAGCGACAGCAUAAAAAACUGGAACAACAGAGCGGUGGUGUUAAGAGUGAGGUGGCCAUCGGUUUUGUGGGCAUAAUCACAUUGAUGCUAAUCGUAUAUACUCUACACUGUACAUGGGUAACCUCGGAAGCGUAUUCGUCACCCAGCAUUGUGCUCAGUGCUCGAUCCCAUGACGGCGGUCGCAUUAUAUUUGAUGAUUUUCGUGAGGCCUAUUACUGGCUGCAGAUGAAUACUCCAGAGGAUGCUCGAAUUAUGUCUUGGUGGGAUUAUGGCUAUCAGAUAACAGCUAUGGCAAAUCGUACCAUUUUGGUGGAUAACAACACUUGGAAUAAUACUCAUAUCUCACGAGUUGGCCAGGCCAUGGCAUCAUCUGAGGAGAAAGCAUACGAGAUAAUGAGAGAAUUGGAUGUAGAUUAUGUAUUAGUUAUAUUUGGUGGCCUAACCGGUUAUUCAUCCGAUGAUAUUAACAAAUUCCUUUGGAUGGUACGCAUCGGUGGCAGUACAGAUCGCGGUGCUCACAUCAAGGAAAAGGACUAUUAUGCGGCCAAUGGUGAAUUUCGGGUGGACAAAGAGGGAUCACCAACAUUACUCAAUUGUCUGAUGUACAAGAUGUGCUAUUAUCGUUUUGGUCAAAUGUACACAGAAGGUGGCAAGGCUCAAGGAUAUGAUCGUGUUCGAGCGGCGGAAAUUGGCAACAAGGAUUUUGAGCUAGAUGUUCUUGAAGAGGCCUAUACCACAGAGCAUUGGCUAGUGCGUAUCUAUAAAGUCAAAGACUUGCCAAAUCGUGGUGUCUAAAUUGAUAUAUACCAGACCAAGCCCACCACCCACAUUAUAAUUGUGCGUGUGUGUGUUGUACAUUAGCUCGCGCUCUCUCUCUCUAUCUCUCCCUCUCUAUUAUGUCUUUGAAAAAAACAUAUUUCAUUUGGUAAUCUCUUACUGAGUAUUAUUGUUGCUUUCUCUGUCGUCUGUUUCAGCUGACAAUAAGUCGCAUUUUAGUUUAGUAUAUACUUUUAAUAAUGUAUUUUUUUUUUUUGGUAAUUCGUAUGUUUAUGUAAAUGAUCUAAGAAUGAAGGCGUAAGAACAAAAAGUGAAUAAAAUUUAUAAAUGGAAAAUAAUGUAAAAAUAUGGAAAAGUUUCAUCGAUUUCAUCGGGAGGACAGGAUAAAGAAUGAAUUUUGUCCUCAUUUUUCUCAGUUUACGUAAUGGCAAAUAAAGUGAAUAAGCUCGACUAA